UCCUGCCUUCCUUCCUUCCUCCAGCCCGUAAAGAUGGACCCGCGGUGCCUCUAACAAAAGACCCCGCCAGGCACCCAGCUUUCGCCUCUCCUGCCGCCGCCGCCGCCUCGGCCGCCGCUGCUGUUUCUCUUCCUGCUCCUGCUUGAUCGGGGUUUGCACGUCUGGCCGGGGAAGUCGGGUGCUUGGCGCGUCUGCGUCCCGGGGAUCCCCUUUUGUCUCCGACCGCAGCGCCCCCACCCUCGCCCCCAUGCCUUGCUGAGACGCUGCGAAGCCCACCCGGGGGGGCGGGUGGGGGAAGGACCCCCUUCCGCACCAUGGGCGCCCCCACCUUCCCCCCCGCUGCUAUAGAGGGGCCGGCCCGUCGCUAGGACCCUUCUUGGGCUGAGGAUUGGGUCUCUUUGCCUGCCUGGGAAAGAAAAGUUGAGAGCACCCCAAGAUCUGCCUCUCAAAGCACCUUUGGGUCUCCCUUUGCACCCUGUUUAUUCUCUCCCCCACUUUGCAGAUCCUGAACCCCUAAACUUCACCUCCGCAGUUAUCCAGGCAUCCUUCUUCCAAUCUGUUGCCCCUCUUGUUGUGGGUGGUGUUUUUUUUUUUUCAUACCUCCAGAUUUGAUCACAGCUUCCUGUAGCCUAAUAGGGCUGGUUGCCAAGAUAGCUGCUUUCCCUGCACCCCACUUUUUUUAUUGGGAAAGCCCCCUCCUUUUGUUUGUUGAGAAACUUUCCCCAAAGGGCACCUGCCAGUUAAGGCUGUGUGGUUCAGAUGGCAGCUCUUCUUGCGUAGUUCCACCACAUCCUCAUUCGUGGUUUUCCAUCCCGUUGGAAGGGGAUAUUUUCACAACCUUGGGCCUUUUGGGUCACAGAAACCCUUCUAAUAUUUUGUAGUGAGCGCCCCCCACCCAGCAUUUUCACACCUCACUAGAAAGGCAAUAGACCUCAUUUUCCAAUUCGUGAAGUGCUCUUCCCAAACUUCCAUUUAUCUAGAGAGUGCCUCCCUUGCGCCUCAGCCUCUAAUUGUAGCUUGCAUUUCCUGACCCGUGGAUAAGAUUCCCCAAUUUUUUUAGGCCUCUUGAUAUUUCAGUAGAGCCUGGGAUUUCCAUCCAUAUUUUGGUUAUGUGGUGAGAUAAAAUCUCAGUCCUUUGUUCUCUAUUCAAUAUUUUUUUAAAUUAACGUAAUCCCAGAAACCCUGUUUAAAUGUCUUGUGGUUCCACAAAGCUCACCUAUUAAGAGAAAGAUGUUAUACAACAUUUCUGCUUUUUUCCUAUAGAUUUUCGAGCCUUCACAUCUAUUCUUUAGUCAUUCUCUUUUUGUUUAAUGUAAGUACAAUAUUCCAAUUUUUUCUGUGCAUUCUGUCGAAAACGCACCUUCUUAGAAAUCAUUCACUGAUGUCCCCCACAUCAGAGAUUUGGUUAGAGAACUGAUAGUCAGUUGCUUUGUCACCCCCGCUUUCAGCCAAGGUGUACACAAUCCCUAAAAAAAACCCAUAUCAAACUAUCCCAAAAUAUAAUUUACUCUUUGCUGUAAAUUUAAAAUAAGCCAAGAUACCUCUUUUCUUUUUAAGAUUUUUUUUAAAACCUUAAGGGAAAAAAAUAUUACUGUACUCGUAUAAAAACACUCCUUUGCUGGAGCACACAAUUUUGCAUGCGUUUAUUUUGCUGGUGAGAUUUGCCCUAAUAAUCCAGGUAUUUUCUGCUGAAUAUUCCUCAAAUCUCACUUUUGCAAACCGCAGUUGAUCUGAAUUCCAGAGGGCUGUUUUGCUCCUCUUGCAGUCUUGUCCAAAAUCGGUGUCUCUUCCACCCACCUAAUUUGUCUGAUGGCUUUCCAAGACCCCAACCAUCCACUUCAAGCUCAGCUUUGUAGCAAUGUUUUUGGGGCAUUGACGGGGUUAAUCCAGCCACCUUUAGCUGCUGGGCUAGGUGCGGGCCAGAAAUAUUAUUGCAAUAAUGGGGUACAGAUAGGUCCCCCCCAGCAACAGCAGACAACGCUUGGCAAUGCGAUGAUGGUGGACCCAGAACCAGAUCGACCCAUCGGUUAUGGUGCUUUUGGUGUGGUAUGGUCUGUGACAGAUCCUCGGGAUGGGUCGCGAGUUGCACUCAAAAAGAUGCCCAAUGUUUUCCAGAACUUGGUCUCUUGCAAACGGGUCUUCAGAGAAUUGAGAAUGCUCUGUUACUUCAAGCAUGACAAUGUCCUCUCAGCACUGGAUAUCCUCCAACCUCCACAGAUUGACUGUUUUGAGGAAAUUUAUGUUAUCACUGAAUUGAUGCAAAGUGACCUUCACAAAGUAAUCGUUUCUCCACAACCGCUCAGUUCCGAUCAUAUCAAGGUCUUUUUGUAUCAGAUCCUCAGGGGGCUAAAAUAUUUGCACUCUGCUGGUGUCCUUCAUCGGGACAUCAAGCCUGGGAAUCUGCUGGUCAAUAGCAACUGUGUCCUCAAGAUCUGCGAUUUUGGUUUGGCCCGGGUAGAGGAACCAGAUGAGUCCCAGCACAUGACUCAAGAGGUGGUUACCCAAUAUUACCGGGCUCCUGAAAUCCUGAUGGGCAGUAGACAUUAUGGACGUCCAAUUGAUAUUUGGUCUGUGGGCUGCAUUUUCGCCGAACUCCUCGGCAGGCGCAUCCUCUUUCAGUCCCAGAGCCCAAUUCAGCAGUUGGACCUGAUUACGGAUCUCCUGGGGACUCCUCCCGUGGCUGCUCUCCGUUCAGCCUGCGAGGGGGCCCGUGCCCAUAUCCUGCGUGGCAGUCACAAGCCACCAUCGUUGUCUGUCCUUUACAUGCUCUCUGGAGAAGCAACCCACGAAGCUGUGCAUUUGCUCUGCCGGAUGUUGGUCUUUGAUCCAGCCAAGCGGAUCUCUGCCAAGGAUGCUCUUUCUCAUCCUUACUUAGAUGAGGGGCGACUGAGAUAUCACACUUGUAUGUGCACUUGCUGCUUUUCGGUCUCCUCCGGCCGCAUUUAUACUAGUGACUUUGAACCCCGGGCCGACCCCAAAUUUGAUGGCUCUUACGAAAAGAACCUCGCUUCUGUCUGGCAGGUCAAAGAACUGGUGCACAGGUUUAUCUUGGAGCAGCAGCAUGGGAAACGGGUCCCCCUUUGUAUCAACCCCCAGUCAGCUGCCUUCAAAACCUUCAUCCGCUCCACAGCAUGGCAUUCUUCCAAGGUGUCCAAAAAAGAAGAGAGAUGAAGUUGCUUCUUGGAUGGCCGUGACGGA
Messenger RNA from Pseudonaja textilis, 3198 nucleotides. Its product is annotated as serine/threonine-protein kinase NLK2-like. Lineage: Eukaryota; Metazoa; Chordata; Lepidosauria; Squamata; Elapidae. Gene Ontology annotation, molecular function: ATP binding; MAP kinase activity. The record is from RefSeq and is a predicted model, not a curated record. Gene Ontology annotation, biological process: protein phosphorylation.